GUUCUUGACAGUGUAGAGUCUGGCAAAUUCACGUAUGCAACAUUAAUGAAAGAACAUUUGUGAAAGAAAAAUAUUUAUUAUGAAAAAAAUAAAGUUUAAAAUGACAAAUUACUAACAACCUAUUAACAAAACAAAGAUGUGUAUGUGAGUGUGUGUGUGCCUAUGUAAAUCAGGGUGCUCUCAAAACGGUGGUUUGCAAAAAGAGUAACACCUUCCUGUGGCCUUCUAAGAUUGUCUCUGAUCCCCUAAAGAUAGCAGCCCCCCCCCUUCUUCUGAAGUUGUUUACGACUAGUAGUGAGGGAAGGUUUAAAUGAGGUGAAGACUAUACAUUUGUCUGUGUAGAUGUUAAAUAAGAGAAUGAAAGAGUCAGAGAGAUAUGCAAAGAAAGCCUGUGAAGAGCUUAACUAACCUUAACUUUCAAAUAACUUGUAACCACAAUAUCUCCACACAUAACAAACUUAUAAACAUCACACAGAAUCAAAUGAACAGUCUUGCUUAGCCUAUAGCCCAAUUAUGUUGACGGUCCGAGGAAAAGGGAGAAAGGAAGUUGUAGUUUCAUUUCGCAGUUCUGUGAAGGCAGAAACCUUACGUCCAACCAGAAGACCCCAUGACCUCACAGGUGAGCCUGGUGGUUUUUCAAACAUCUUUGUGAAAAUGUCCGGAACAAAGGACCUGCGGCAUUCUGGGAGACUGAGUUCCUUGGCUUCCUAGUAGUUCUCCUUUACAAAGGGACCAUGCUUGUUUUCAGGCUAUUGACUACACAUAUAGGCCGAAGAGUAGGCCUUUAGUUUCACAGAAACACUGUCCCAACAUAGUGAUUGAGGAAUUUCAGGUCCUCAUGUGGAAUAAACUGGUCAAAUGUCCCAAACGCUGGUGAGCAGCGACAUUUAUAAAGUUUCCUUAUUAGAGAUAAACUCUGGUUUUAAUCUAACCCAGUCGUUCAGGGUGAAGAGUGGAAAUGAUGUAAAUAACCUGCUCCUCUCGGUGUUACCUCCCUUCCAACAUAUUCUACAGAAUACCAAUGGACCUUGAAGGAGUCCCUCCUCCAGUGAUCGAGGACUCGAUCCUCACGGACUGGGUUUCGAUCGGCGCCGGGGGGUUUGGAGAAAUCUACAAAGCCAAGCAUAAGCGGUGGAACUAUGACGUGGCCAUUAAGCUGCUUCAUAACGAUGGAGGACAGACAAACGAAAAAAGGAUCCAAGCUUUGCAGCGGGAGGUCCAAAUGAUGCUUCGAGGAAGCAGCGAGUAUGUUAUGCCGGUCCUUGGCAUCUUCAAUGGUCGACCACAAAACUCUGGACCCUCAGCCCAGCUGGGUCUGGUCAUGAAGUACAUGGAGAAAGGAUCUCUGGAGUCCCUGCAGAAAUCUUUAGACGCGGUUCCACCAUUACCGCUGGUCUUCAGGCUGGCUCACCAGGUGGCUCUGGGGAUAAACUUCCUCCACAGCCUCUCCCCUCCCAUCCUCCACCGUGACCUGAAGCCCAACAACGUGCUGCUGGACUCGUAUCUCAAUGUAAAGCUCACAGAUUUUGGCCUUUCUCAGCCUAGUCAGACUCAGGCUCAGGUUUCCAAGAAGGAUAAAGAAGACGGGGCAGGGACGCUCAGCUACAUGCCACCGGAGGCUUUUGACAUAAAUUACAAACCUUCACGAGCCUUUGAUAUCUACAGCUAUGGUAUCCUGCUGUGGUCCAUCGCCACAGGGGAACAACCGUAUCCAUAUGCAGCCCCCAGCCUCAUGCAGCUCUUGAUCCCAAAGGGGCAACGACCAUCGCUGGAAGAGCUCAGCAACCAAGCGGAGCUGAGGGGACUGGUGGAGCUCAUGGAAAAAUGCUGGGGGGGCAAUCCCACCGAAAGACCCCCAUCCUUUGAAUGUACAAAGAUCACAGAGAAACUAUAUGAGAGGCACGAACAUGAAAUUAAUGAUGUCGUCCAUGAAGUGCUGAAGAAACUGCGGGAGCAGAAGGAACGAGACAAACUAGCGGAGAAGCUUCAGAGCCUUUGUGUCACUCCAGCCAAAGGGUCUCCCAGAGUUGAAGCAGUGAAGAAUCAGGAUCAUGUGAAGACGGGACCUCCGCCCGUUCAGGAAGUGGUCCCUGAGAGGAUCUCAAAUCAAAGGGUCAAAGACCUGCCGGCCUCCCAACAAGCAAACAUGUGUGAUGUUGACACGACCCGCUCGUCCACAGACGACCAUGAACUCAAAGCUUCCUCCGUUCGGCCCAUCGGUGAAUCGCCGGCGCCUCCUUCCACCACGAGGUCACCUCAGGCCAGUGGAGCAAAGAAUUCCCUGAGGGAUUUAAAGAAUCCCCCCCAACCAUUCCAGCGUCAGCUCUCCAGCCCGACUCCUUCUACAAGUCAACCAACACACAAUGUCUACAUCCACUGCAGCCACGUGACGGGAGUUCAGAUCGGCAACAAAAACACCCUGUACAUCAACAAGGAGCCUUCAGAGAGGAAGCGACACCCAACAGCGCCAUCUCGUGUCAACCCCCCAUCACCGCAUCCAGGAAGCAGGAAGAACUAGAUUUGGUGACAUGCAGGCUUUUAAAAUUAGGUUUUGGUAUUUCUGGCGAAUAUUUAUUCUGCUUCUUUUGUUUUGAAAAUGUUUCACCAGUCAGAAACGCAUCACACCUCUCUUUUGCCCCGUCAGCAGAAAAACAGGAGCCGAGUCCGAUCAUGUGGUUUUUAACGAGCUGCAGUCAGCAGAUAUCCCGGUCGCAGCGCGGGGCACCAUCAGGCGCCAAAAAAUGACUUAACGCCAGAAGGACCGUGAGUCACGAGAGGCCGAGUUAUAAUCUAACCUGUUCCCAAACAGUUCACGUUGUUUUAGCUGAAAUUCCAACAAGUAUAGAAGAAUAUUGAGACCAGAGAUAAGAAAACAAGAUCAAAGUCGAAAAAGUAAAAAAUAUAAUCUUUUCCGAGAUCAAAGCCAAACUUAUACGAAUAAAUCAAAACUACUGUAGUAUGACAUCUGGUGUUGGAUAUCUACAAAAUGUGAAGAUGAUCGCUGAAAUUGAGAUUCACAGUGAGGUAGAGGACAUGGCUUUCAGUCGCUUAAACCUCCAACUUCAUUCCUGUCUUAUUCUCAACAUUUCCAAUUUAUUCUCAACAUUUUUUUCUCUAGUAUCCUUAUCAGCAUUUCGACUUUAUUGUCAACCUUAUUAACAGAUUAAUCAACCGUACAGGACACUUGUGAUGGUUGAUGGAAAUCUCACGUUCAGUCUAUUCCCAAAGAUGGAAUCUCCAUCUCUGUAGUGGAACAGAGGUUUUGCUACAGGCCACAUUCAUUCUUUACCCAGUUUAACUUUGUAUUUGUAUUUUUUCAAAUGUUCAUUUUAAAUAAAAACUCGCUGAAAAUCCUAAA
Messenger RNA from Platichthys flesus (European flounder), 3358 nucleotides. It is a transcript of the gene ripk3, whose product is annotated as receptor-interacting serine-threonine kinase 3. The coding region runs from base 1022 to 2518 and encodes 498 amino acids. The record is from RefSeq and is a predicted model, not a curated record. NCBI's taxonomy places the organism in Eukaryota, Metazoa, Chordata, Actinopteri, Pleuronectiformes, Pleuronectidae. The transcript has 12 exons. Gene Ontology annotation, biological process: protein phosphorylation. Gene Ontology annotation, molecular function: ATP binding; JUN kinase kinase kinase activity.